AUGGCCUCUUCGUCUUCGCGGUAUCUUCUGUUGGCGCUGUGCCUGGCUGCUCUGCAGCUAGCGUCUCUUGCAAGCGCUCAGGGGGAACUGCGAACAGACGGUUUGUGCGUCAAUGGCACGAAGCACAAAACUCGUCCAAGUCCUGAAGGGUCGGACUACGCCGAAUGCCACAACUACAAGCAAAGCUCCUGCUGCACAGCAAACUUCACCAAAGUCCUCGCCCAGGCCACGGUGACGCACAUCGAAAACUUUCACUGGGGGCGAUGUGGAAAUUUGAGCAAGGCCUGCGAGGACUUCAUGAUUCACGUUGAGUGCUUCUACAGAUGCAGUCCCAAUGCAGUGCACUGGGAGGGUGAAUUCUCUUCGUCCAUAACGGGAGUGCCGAUUUGCUCCGGAUUCUGUGACGACUGGUUUGCUGCCUGCCGCCGGGAGAUGAGUUGUGCAACGAAUUGGAUAUUCGACUACAACACAACCGCUUCAGGGGAGAAUUACUGUAGCACGGAUUCAACUUGCAUGACCUGGGAGCAGCGCUAUGGCAAUGCGACUAGCAUGUGCAAUACACUCUGGGGCACGUCGUUCAAGUACACCAGCGAUACAGCAAACUGCAUCCAGCUGAACGGCACUAAUCUGCUGAUGCGGAACACGGAAGUGGUGAACCGCCUCUUCUCCAGUGGAUCUACUCCAUUACCUCUGCCCGUUGCUGUUCUUUUAGCAGUUCUUGCACUCGCAUUGCUUGCUUGA
This is a messenger RNA of Sycon ciliatum, 741 nucleotides long. RefSeq names its product riboflavin-binding protein-like. Gene Ontology annotation, molecular function: riboflavin transmembrane transporter activity; signaling receptor activity; riboflavin binding. Gene Ontology annotation, cellular component: external side of plasma membrane. The coding region runs from base 1 to 741 and encodes 246 amino acids. The record is from RefSeq and is a predicted model, not a curated record. The transcript has a single exon. NCBI's taxonomy places the organism in Eukaryota, Metazoa, Porifera, Calcarea, Leucosolenida, Sycettidae.